Molecule: messenger RNA, 1715 nt
Organism: Malaya genurostris
Lineage: Eukaryota; Metazoa; Arthropoda; Insecta; Diptera; Culicidae
Product: vitellogenic carboxypeptidase-like
Exons: 1
Coding region: 190-1656 (488 amino acids)
Biological process (GO): proteolysis
Molecular function (GO): serine-type carboxypeptidase activity
Source: RefSeq, a predicted model, not a curated record
GAAUCGAUGAUAGCAUGUGGCUACCAUAGUCCAGUUUCUCUCCAGUUCUCGGUCGUAUCAGUUCAAAUUUCAUUUGUUCGUUUUUUGUUGCCUGCUUUCAGUAGUACAAAAGCAUUUUUUUCUAAUCGGAUUAUCGUUCACUGUCGAAGUCUGUGUGUGUGAGAGAGAGCGUGAGGAAAACUGAAAUAAAUGGGCCUCAAAAAGGAGACAUUGAACUUAUGGCUUCCGUGGAUAGUAAUGACCUUCACCUUAGUCAUCACCGGCUGCAGCUCUUCGUUCAUAAAUCCAUACCGUCGAAUUUUGAGUCGCGGUAAAAUUCCUGAAGGACUUCGAUCCGGCAGCGAUAAUGGCGAACCUUUAAUGCUGACACCGUUUCUGGAAGCGGGCAAGAUAAAGGAAGCUCAAACAGCAUCCCGGGUGAAUCAUAGUCGAAUCGUUGGAUUCGAGAGCUACAGCGGAUUUUUCACCGUCGACAAACACUUCAAUUCGAGUAUGUUCUUUUGGUACUUUCCAGUGGAGAAUGUUUCGAUCGCCGCCACGGCGCCAGUUUUGUUAUGGUUGCAAGGUGGCCCUGGAGCAACAUCUUUGUUUGGACUGUUUGAAGAGAAUGGACCGUUCUAUGUUGCGAAAAAUUUAAAAGCAUUACCCCGCGAGUACUCUUGGCAUAAGACUCAUCAUUUACUCUACAUCGAUAAUCCUGUUGGAACCGGUUUCAGCUGUACCGACAAUGGUUACUCACAGAAUGAGACUCACGUUGGGGAUAAUUUAUAUAAAGCUUUGACACAGUUUUUCCAAUUGUUUCCGGAUCUUCAGAAGAACCAUUUUUACGCUAGUGGUGAGUCCUACGCGGGAAAAUAUGUUCCGGCGGUUGGAUAUACAAUUCACAAAAACAAUCCCACUGCCAAAAUCCAGAUCAAUCUGAAAGGUUUGGCAAUCGGAAAUGGAUACAGUGACCCGUUGAAUCAGCUAAACUACGGUGACUAUUUGUAUCAGCUCGGAUUGAUCGACACGAAUGCAAAAGAGCGAUUUGAUAAGGACGAAUCCGCUGCCAUUGAAUGUGUAAAACAAAACGAUUAUGCGUGUGCCUUCAAAAUCAUGGAUGAUCUGAUGGACGGAGAUGAAAAUCAUUCGUCAUUCUUCAGGAACAUUUCGGGAUUCGACACUUACUACAACUACCUACAUACGGCAGAAGACCCAAAAGAUGAACUUUAUCUGUUGGGAUUUCUAGGACUACCAGAAACACGCAAGGCAAUUCACGUAGGAGAUUUACCAUUUCAUGAUCUGGACAGUGAAAACAAAGUCGCAAAGUAUCUUGAACAUGACAUUCUUGACACCGUAGCGCCCUGGAUUACGGAGCUUCUCUCCCACUACAGAAUGUUGAUCUAUAACGGACAGCUUGACAUCAUUUGUGCCUAUCCGAUGAUGGUUAACUAUCUGCAAAAUUUGCCGUUUGAUGGCGCCAAGGAGUAUAAAACGGAACAACGCUAUAAAUUUUAUGUUGACGGCGAAAUCGCAGGAUACUACAAGUUGGCCAAGAAUCUAUUGGAAGUGCUCAUCCGAGACGCUGGUCACAUGGUUCCAAGGGAUCAAGCAAAGUGGGCUUAUGUUAUGAUGAAUGCAUUUACAAGUGGAAAUUCAUUAUCUCACAUUAGUUAAACUAAGAAUCGAAUAGAUACUAGACGAAAAUAAAGAUUGUGCUUUAUGAUUCAAGCUUA